GUAAGCCAGGAUCCCAAGCUACCCCGGAUUCUUAUAUUUGCCCAGUUUUGAUAUUACCUCCCCUACUUUACUUCUUUUACGUAUGAUUCAUUGCAAGAAAAUGAAAGAAGAAAGUCCCCAAACUGAAACAUCGAUCAGGAAAAGAUUGGUUACACAAUACAAUAAUCUACAUGAUACACAAUAAAUAAGAGCACACACAAUGGCUGAUAUGCAGGCUGUCCAGCAAGCCUACAUACUGGCUCUCAAAGGGGGAGAUGAAGAUACAGCUUUGUAUUUACAGACACUUAUACAUGCAGACUGUCAGCUGGCACUGAAGUACAUGACAAUCAACAUGGAAAGUUUAAUUGAGCUUAAUAGUCAGAAUGUUGAUCAGCUGACUAGAAUCACCAUAGCAUUGAGUAUCUUGGAAAAAUAUACUAGACACUUGCUCAAACCUGAAGAAAGUAGGUCAAACAUGUGGAAGUAUGUCAAGUUUUCUAACCAGAUCUUCAAAGACAGGGUUGAUGCUAUACAGGGAGGAAGAGAAUUAAUGAAAAUGAUGGGCUAUACCAAGGAUAUAAAGGAUGGCCUGGCAUUCCCUGAUGAUGGCAAAACAGAUCCAGAGGUUCUGUUUCAAAUGUUGGCUGAUAUAUUGCUUGGUAAACAAGAACUUCAGUUGUUCCUUACAGGAUCUCAUCCACAUAGCCAGUUUAUUGACAAACUUCUUCCACAGAAUACUUUAAUAGAAUUGAAGAGGUUUCGUAACAAACUGCAGCAGAUUGAUCCAAGUUCAGUGAUAGACAAUAUUCCUGCAAAUCAAGCUACUUCAGUUAACCAGGUCAGAGACCCUUCUCUUAACCAGCCAACAAUAAAGCCGGAAAGUUAUCUGCCUGAGUCCCGUUUAUCCACGUCACAGUAUGGUAACAGUCCAUUGUCUAGUCCUACGCCCAGUAGUUACAGAACAGCUGCAGACCAAAGUCAACAGCUCUCCAGACCAGUAAAUGAACCAUCAGCCUUCAGCUAUGUUACUGCUAAUACUGGAAUACAAGAAGCACAACCUCAACCACAAUUUGUUGUUCCACAAACCAAUGCGACUGUACCACAGUUACACAAUGCUCAGCCAAGUUUAGGUCGUAUUGACUCCAACCAAAUACCAAUAGUGGCCAAGCUGAUGGCACAAGGAAAGUCCAUUUCAUCAUUGACUCAAGACAUUGAGUCAUCACCUUCUAACUCUACAUCAACAUCAACAUCAACGUCUAAACCUGUUACAAUAUCAUCGGGAGAUUCACCAAGCGUCAUGUCGGAAGUUAGUGUUCCACAAACACAGGUAUCAACACAACCUAACAAUGACAGCAUUGUAAAUACUUCUACAGAGGAAUCAGUAUUUCCAAGCGGUUCAGCAUGUGAUAUAUGUGGUAAUCGUCAGGCAGAAGUGAUAUGUGAGAUAUGUGAUAAUAAACAACUCUGUUUAGACUGUGAUAACAAAUGGCAUCAGCAUCCUAGACGACAGAACCACAGACGGGAAAACAUUGCAGGAGAGGCAGAUGACCAUUUACCCAAUCAAAAACCAAGAAUCGGAUCACAUGGGGAAACAGCUCAAGUAAGGAAUGUUUCACAUGAAGGUAAUACUGACAUGAUUAUGCCACAUGGUGGUGGCGGUGAUAGCUUUGUGACGGCUAACUACAACCCUCCUCAGCCAAUGGGUUAUUACACACCUCCUCAAGCAAUGGCUAAUUACAUCCCUCCUCAGUCAAUGGCAAAUUACAACCCUCCUCAGUCAAUGGGUGCUGAAAAACGACCUGGUAUGAAUUAUAUAACCAGUCGGAUGCAGAAUCUGGGAGUAGAGGGACAUGGACGGACAAGGACACCUUCAGCUGGGGAGAGUGGCAUGGCAGAGAUGUCUAAUAUAAUGGAGCCACACAGUGUGCAAACAGGGAGUUGGUCAAAUCAACACCAGGUACCUUAUGGUUACUCUCACCAGACCAAUGUUGUAGGACCAGUCCAAGCAUAUGGAAGUCCCAUGUCAGGAAGUCCCAUGUCACAAAUGCAUCUCUCUUCCUCUCCAAGUAUGGCCAGUGGUGGUCAGCAGUUCUACAAUAACCAGCAAGUUCAAAUGGGAAAUCAGCCAUAUUUUGCAAACCAGCAAUUUCCAAGAAACCACCUGCAGCAGCAGCAGCAAAUAAAUUCCUCCCUUGGCCAGGGUCAUCAACAGAAUCCAUCUAGCACAGCACCAGGAGGACCACCUACAUCACGUCUGCUACCCUCUAUUCUGGCAAUCCCCGACCUUCAGAGGAGAAAGUCAAAAGUAGAUAUAAAUUUGAUGACUCUUCGUGAAGAAAUUGAAGAUGUAGAGACAAAAAUCAACGAAUUAAUUUCUCAGAAUGGUCAGUUUUUCUCAGAUCCUGAAUAUGCUUCAUUGUAUAAGAAAAAGGGAAUGUUAACACGAGAGAAAAUGGAAUUAGAAAAGUAUGAAAGAGAACUUGAUCAAGCAUUAAGAGGGGAUGAUCAAAACUCUUUUACACCAAGGAAAGGAAGUCUUCCUGAUGUUUUAAGUCAGCCUGUAAUUUACCCUCCCCCAUAUUUUGGAGGAACACCUAGUCACAUCCAUAGUAACCAGCCACAGAUUGUUACUCAAUCUCCUGCUUAUUUUGUAUAUAGCCUCGUACCACAAUCAACAAUAACUCCUGGAAGUGUUUCUCCAGAGAGUCAAGGUCAACCUGGAUACAGCUUAAUACCAGCAACUCCUCAGCUUAUUUCAGCUCAUCAAAAUAUUCAAUAUCCACAAACUUUUAGUAAUCAGCCUAGAGUUCCUGACUUUCCAGGAGUGUAUCAAUCACCACCAUCCUCACAAAACUUUGUGAAACAGCAACAUGCUACUACCAUUCCUCCAAGAAGAAUCGAAGAUAGAGGUCAGCAAAAAACACCUCACCAAAGGUCAUUUGAGGAAAAAAUGGACAAUGUUUUACCGAAUCUUAAUCCAAAACCCCAACAAAUGACCCAAGAUACAUUGCAAAAGGAAGAACGACAAAAUCAGCAAAAUAACUUAAAGCUUACCCCACCAAUUCCACAUAGACAAAUUGCUGGAGUUACUGGAAAACCACCUCAUUCAUAUGUAAAUGUACCCAAUCUAUCAACAUCAAUUGUUCAAAGUCAUCAAAAGUUGGAGACCGUUGUAACAAAUUCUCAAGACAUACGAACAUGGAUUUGUUCUCACUGUACAUUUCAUAACAAAAAUAAUACCAAAAUUUGUAAAUUGUGUUGUAAAACAAGUGAGAAACCUCAAUAUGUUGAUGAAGCGCCUUCAGUCGGUGAUACCACUGAUAAAGCAAAAGAGCCUCCUAGUAUUGAUGAUGAGAAUGAGACGGCUGUAUUGGAAAUUGGAAAACACAUUGGAGAAAUAACUGAUCAGAUUUACAAUGAAAAAAUAGCUGCUCAGAAACUGUACAAAGAAAGAGAGGAAAAAGAAAAUUUACAAGCGGCGGCACUGAAGUCUGCAUUACCCAAAGCAAAAUUACCUGAUCCAGUUCCUGUAGUCACGACAACAGUGACAAAAACUAAACCUGAAGUGACAAGACCUGUCCAGUCAACUCCCAAAAUGAUAAACAGACCCAAUGAAUCACCAAGCAAGAUGGUGGUAGGGUCCCCUUUCUCUGCCGAAAGAUUUUCUGGAUCAAGCACAGGGAAGAAUUUUGCAGAGACUCUGGAAGAUAUACAGAGAAGGAAAAAACAAGAAGAAAUGCAGUUUGAAGGGAAAAAGUUACUCAUGCUUUUGAAGAAUUGUGAGAAGGAUGGAAUCGAUGCUGAUGAAGUUGAGUUAGCUGUGGAACUUGCAGGUGAUGUUCCUGCAGGCAAAUGGUUAAGAGAAAAAUGGAUGCCUUUGGUUGACAGGGUAAUACAUUCAGCGACCAAUCAGGGAGCUUUGAUGGAACAGAAUGAUGUUGGGGAAUUAUCUCUGAUAGAGAGUAAAGAGGCUCUUAAACAGACUGGGAAUGAAAUGAAUGCAGCCAGAAUGUGUGUUGAAUACAGGAAAAAACUGUACAGUGAAAUAGAAAGUCAUGGAAACUUUGCUAGAGAAGAUAUACUCCAAGCAAUGCUGCAUACACAAGGUGACCUUGAAAAUUCUGUAGAUGAGUUGAAUUCAAAAUGGCUGCAGUUGUUUAAUGACAGAAUAUGGCUCACAGAAGAAAAUGCACAAGCAGAGAAUCCUUUAGUUGAUGAUCAACAGAUUGCACAAGAGCUUGCCAUGGCUAGGGCUAGUGAAAUAUGUAAUAGUGUGACAAACAGUGUCUUGUCCUAUACCACAUUCCAGGCUACUGUCAAGGACAGAACUGUUGACCUUGAGAGAAGAACAAGACUGAUACUUGUUGAAGGGAAACUACAAAGUUGGGGAAGAGCAGAAAUUGUUAUAAGGAUCCUAGAUGAAGAAGUUGUCACAGGCAAUUUGGUAGCUUCCUUAGAAGAAGUUGUGGAAGCUGUAAGGAACUGUGGAGAUCGUGCUAGUUCUCUUAUCUUUCUUAAACAGUAUUGUGAAAUCUGUUAUUCACAGUUUCCUAUGACAAAAAUAAGGAAUCUUGGGUGUAAUUGUAAAUUAUGUGUUCAUUGUGUAAGGGAGAACUUUGAGAUAAUGAUACGUGAGAGACAUGUGAGGAAUAUGAACUGUCCAAUGUGUAGUCUGCCUGACAUGGAGAAUAUUGAUGCUGCCUCAGAUUAUCUGUCUUUCCUUACAUUACUUCUACAGACCAUGGUACCUCAGGAUAUGAUGGAAUUAUUUCAUUCCAAAUUACGAGACUGGCAUUUACAGAAAGAUCCAAACUUUAGAUGGUGUGUUCAUUGUGGCAAUGGGUUUAUUUGGGCAGCUGGAAACCAGACACUGAUGAUGGCAUGCCCUACAUGCAAGAAAGGAACAUGUUUUAAUUGCAAGAAAAUGUGGGAAGAUCAGCAUGCAGGUUUAACUUGUGAACAGUAUGCUCAGUGGAAGAUUGAUAAUGAUCCAGAAAAUCAAACCGCUGGCUUAGCUAGAUACUUAGAAGAUAAUGGCAUUGAUUGUCCAAGUUGUAAGAUGAAGUAUUCAUUAGCUAAAGGUGGAUGUAUGCAUUUUAAGUGUCCACAAUGUGGAUUUGAGUUCUGUAGUGGAUGUUCACAGCCUUUUCAUCAGAAAGGGGUUUGUAGAAAAUACAGAUCAUGUCUUGGCCAAGGCUUACAUUGUCAUCACCCUAGAAAUUGUUUGUAUUAUCUACGAGAUGAAGAUUUUGAUGACUUACAGAAAUUACUCAAGACCAAUAAGAUACAGUUUAAUACAACAGCACCUGACCAGGAAUCAGGACAGUCAUGUCCUGUUAUGGAGCAAAAAGAAGAUCCUGAAGGGAAAAGAGAUGAAACUUGUGGGAGAGAGGUGGAAGAUGGAUUUGCUGGUUUGUGCAAAAUUCAUUACAAAGAAUAUUUAGUUAGCUUAAUAAACAAAAGAAAUGUGGAUCCUGUGGCUAUGAUGUCUGUAGAUGCAAUAAAGAGAUUAAUUGAAAGAGAAGAAAAGAAAGUACCAGAAAAAAAGGCAAAUGAGGCUGACGCAAAAUACCGUAAGCGCCUAGAACAGUUUAUUAGAGAAAUUGAACCUUUAAACAGACAGGAGUAAAACAGAACUAUCAUAGCUUCUCAAAAUAAUACCUUUUACUGGCUUGUCUUCAGAGCACACUAUAAUGAAGCAGCUAGUUUUGUGAAAUACUUUUAUUGCUAAAAGCUUAACUAUGGUACUUGAUCAGUCUUGAUGAUAUAUAUAUGUGAAUAUAAAAUAUGGUAAUUGUGUCCAUUAACAGUUUGCUGUAUGUAGCUGUUUAAUGUUGGUUUUGUACAAAUAGACAUCAAGCUUGAAUGAAAAGGCUUUACUUCAUGAUUUAAAUAGGAUAUGACUGGUUCAUAAGUUAAUGAAAUUGAACAUCAAGAAAAGGGGCAUAAAAUAGAAGUUUCAAAAACUUAUACCUUUUCACGAAUGUGACCUACCGAAUUAGACUAUUUACCGGAUUUGUAAUAACAUAAGCAACACGAGGGAUGCCACAUAUGGAGCAGGAUCUGCUUACCCUUUUGGAGCACCUGAGAUCACCCCCAGUUUUUGGUGGGGUUCGUGUUGCUUAGUCUUUAGUUUUCAAUGUUGUGUCAUCUGUACUAUUAUUUGUCUGUUUGUCUUUUUAUUUUUGGCCAUGGCGUUGUCAGUUUGUUUUCGAUCUAUGAGUUUGACUGUCCCUCUGGUAUGUUUCGUCCCUCUUUUAUAACAAACCAUUAUAUCCCUCCAAAAGAAGAGAAACAUAAAUUUUUCAAAAAGUUGAGCCUUUGUCAUGCAGAGAAUUUAUCAAUGAACAUUUUUUAUAAAGCUUACCUAUAGAACAAUUACCUAUACAAUAUUAAAGUUUUUGAGACAAGUUUUCAAUCCAGUAAUACUAGUUUUAUGUAUAAAAAAAAGAAGAUGUGAUACAAUUGCCAAUGAGACAACUCUCCACCAGAGACUAAAUGACAUAAAAUUUAACAACUAUAGGUCACCUUAGAUUUCAGCAAUGAGCAAAACCCAUACAGCAUAACUAUAAAAGGCCCCGAAAUGACAAAUGUAAAACAAUUCAAACGUGAAAACUAACGGCCUGAUUUAUGUACAAAAUAAUGAACAAAAAACAAUUAGAUAGACAGCAACAAACAACAACCACUGAAUUACAGGCUCCUGACUUGGGACAGGCACAUAGAAUGUGGCAGGGUUAAACAGGUUUGAACUUUGAAGGUGCCGACUCUCCACCUAACCUGGGACAGUGGUGUAACAGUACAACAUAAGAACAAACUAUAAACAUCAGUUGAAAAAGGCUUAACUCAUCAGAUCGAUACAAAGCAGAAAUACAUCUAACAAAAACACAGACCUGAGGUGGCAGUGUACUUAUACAUCCCCACAAUAAAAAAGACACUACAGAGUACUCAGUUACUGACUGCUAGUUGAUGUGUUCCUAUUAAAAAAUGCAUUCCCUCCUUGCUUCUAAGAAUUUAGAAAUUUUGAAAAGCUAUGUAAUUUUGUAAGAAUAUUUAUGUAAUUGUAUUCAAAAAUCAAGAUGACACUUAUGAAUUACUUAGCUGUAAAUUGUUAUUGUCUUUAAUUAAUGCUGUUAUGAUUUGUUAUUUAUUUUAUAGAUUAUAAAUAUGAAUGAAAGAAAAUAAACCACCAAAACCUUCA
Molecule: messenger RNA, 7177 nt
Organism: Mytilus californianus (California mussel)
Lineage: Eukaryota; Metazoa; Mollusca; Bivalvia; Mytilida; Mytilidae
Exons: 24
Coding region: 200-5608 (1802 amino acids)
Biological process (GO): protein linear polyubiquitination
Cellular component (GO): LUBAC complex
Molecular function (GO): linear polyubiquitin binding; zinc ion binding; ubiquitin protein ligase activity
Source: RefSeq, a predicted model, not a curated record